Aspergillus saccharolyticus JOP 1030-1 is the source of this 240-nucleotide messenger RNA. RefSeq lists its product as uncharacterized. The transcript is spliced from 2 exons. Lineage: Eukaryota; Fungi; Ascomycota; Eurotiomycetes; Eurotiales; Aspergillaceae. Bases 1 to 240 code for a protein of 79 amino acids. The record is from RefSeq and is a predicted model, not a curated record.
AUGUCUUCCGGGAACAAGCAAACUCAAAAACCUAGCAACGAGACCAUCAGCAGUCUUAGCCCAGGAAACCUGAGCCAAAUCCCCGAUGACACCAGCGGAAGUAUGGUGGAGCGUUUCAAGCAAGCACCAGCUGCAGAUGAGCCCUAUUUUGCCCAGGCUCGGAUGCAGGAUCGAUCCCAGCACAUUUCGCGCCUUUCGAGCCAGCUCGAAGAGGCGGAAAAGGCUCUUCGGAAAUCAUGA